GACUAAGAACCCAGUCGAAGAUGAUAUAAUUACUUCAAGAUUGGUGUCAUUGGGAAGCCAUAUGAUGCUCUACUGCUAGGACUUGGUAGAACUAGUCUUCCAAAGUUACACUACUAGUUCGUGGCCUAGAAUCCCGCGUUAAUUUUGUUUGUAAUUUUACAAUACUCCGAUCAAACUCGUACCGGGAAAUAAGGGUUCCGAUUGCGGCAUACCGGUAGUUCAUCGAAAGCCAACGGCAGGUCGACUAGGUAUGGGAAAAGAGAACAGGACAACCGGAAUCGCACGACGAGGAUUGCAUUCAUCACAGGCGUUGGUAGACUGAGAUCGUCUUUGUCGUCGCCUUUUCCCUCUGAUUUUCUGAACGAUAGAAAAUGGCGAACCAGUUGAACCGUCACCGCGGUAACAAUUAUCGUGUCCAUCAGUUUCAGACAGAACAACACAAGCCAAGAAAUCGUGGUUCACUUCUGUUUCUCUUUUUCAUCCUGAUUACACUUGGGUUGUACUCCACGCUGUCAAUCGUUUACAUACAUCGCCUGACUCUGUAUUCAAGGCCAGAAAAUGCAAUCUCGGAGAAAACUACCCAUGAAGAUAGUUCUGUUGCUUCCUUGAAGAGGAAAGAAAAUGACGUUUCAAAGUCAAAGGGAGAGGGAGAGAAGAUCGAGUCGUCGUCUCAGAAGUUUUCCUUUAAAAGUCGCGAUCGCGAUCACGAUAAGGUACUCCGGUCCUUGCAGGAAUUGACGAGAAGCCCUCCUCCGGGAAGUAUAGUUUGUCCGUCUCCACAUAUGACCCCGAUCUACGACAGAAUUCUUUUUUCAACAUCGCCUAGAUCUGAGAACACCACGGCAGUCUCAUUGGGAGGAGCAGACCGAAAAAUACCGCGUAUUGUUCACUUUAGUUUCAACAACCGCUGUGUACCAAACGACCUGGCGACAUCCAUUAGACUCUGGAGUGAUGCUUUGCCGGAUCAUUCGAUAUUCUUUCACGACGACGAAGCAGUGAAACGUUUGAUGGAGGGAGACGACCGCAGCAACCAAUCGCCACUAUGGCAUUCUUCAGAACACUUUCCAAACCUGCGUGAUAGAAUGCCAUGCGUCACGUCCACUGGGGCGAUGCUCAUUGAUGUAUGGAGGAUGCUUGUUGUAUGGACUUAUGGUGGUAUAUACACAGACAUAGACAAUUGGCCAGGUCCAAAAUUCAACUCUCAAACCAUUCGAGAAGAAGAUUCUUUUUUCUCUCUCUCGGAUGGCAAAAAUCGUUGUUCGCAGUGGCUGUUUGGGAUGGCACCUCAACACCCGAUUGCAAUAUUCACUCUCCAGGAUCUAACCCGACGCCUUGUGCUAAUCAAAAACGUCGCUCGACCGAGGGUGGUCCGCAUUACUGGUCCAAUGACGUUGAAAACAGCCUUUCAAAAGUUUAAGCAACUUUUGAAAGAGAAUGCAACGAUAUUUGGAGAGUCGUCCUAUUUUACUCAAAUCCAAAAAGUCGAUCUCGCAACAUCUGAUCAAUACGCGAGAGGAAGCCUUGGUGGCACCUUUGACGAAAUCGUAGAUCACUAUUACGAUGAGAUUCACAACACUACCUACAUAAAUAUAACAAAGAGGGAGAGAGCUGAGUUAAUAAGCGGCAUUGAACAUUGGACAAAGCAAGUGAACAGAACAAGCAAAGUUUCAGCGAACAAGACCGAGGGUGAAAGUUUGAACACAGUCGACAAAAAUCUUCCUCUUCCCCCUUAUGCUGGUGUUUCAUGCUCGGAUUAUUUGGAUGCCCUCAAUAAGUAAGAUCGACGUGGAGUGUAUAAGCAGAACAAAACGGAAGGCAAAAUUAGUGACUUACCAAUGGGAUUUCUAGUUUUCUUUCGUUUCAUGUGUGAAGUGUCGAUUCCAAUUUUUUUAGCAAAUACGACCAUAGGUCAGAUCAGGGAUCACAUAGAUUAUCCUGUAACAACCAAGACAACUAAGCGUUCAAUAGUUAUAGAGGUAUUGUAAUGAGUUUUGAAAUGGAUGCGUUUGGUCUAAUUUCCAAUUCUCAUCCUAUGAAUACUAGAUCAAAAAAUGAUCCUCGGUCCGGUUGACCUGCUCGUUGUACCUUACCCUUGUUGUUCCCGCAAAUUUGCAGUAGUAGCCUUUGUGGUAAAUUAAGAAUAAUGUUUCUAGUUGGAAAGUUACUCUUUUUGAGUGGACCUAUUUGAAAGAGGAGGAGCCAUGAUACUCUCUCACCUCAACCGUUGCUAUUUUGCGCUUUCCACUAUAAUUACAAAAGGGACCAUGUAUUUUGGUAUGGCGAGGGGUCAUGUGCAAUGUCACCACUCUUCACGAAAACCAGCCCAUGUUGAAAUAUCCAGCACCAACCACCCCCUCAUCUUCGAAUUCUUUAUUUUGAAUCUCUUUGGCAUUCUUGAGAACACCAGUGAUCGCCGCUGAUCCGUAAGGACCCGGUUGGUAUACGGUUGCAAGUCCCGUUCCUUCUCGGUGACUCACUAUCAACUUACGGGAUUCUCUAUUUGACCUCUUACUGAGAAUUUUACCAAGCUCUCUUCCGCACAUUUUGUCUGUUGGGAUUUCAUCGAUCUGGACAAUGAUGUCACCCAAAAAUAGAUCACCGCUAAUGAUUAUCGCUCUCCGUCCACGGUGAGAUGUACCCCUCAUUGGUCCUAUGAAACUCUGGUUAGAUUCUUUUGGGCAUCUUACAAUCAUAGGUCCUCGUUUUGUUGAUUGUAUCGUGUAACCUAACUUUCCAGGACCAAUCAGUACUUCCCGAACUUCACUUUGAUCGACGCCAAGCGAUGCCCACCAAGACGAAGUAUUUGUAACAGGACCAUUUUCGUAAUUUCUUUCUAGAGAUCUUUUUGACGAUGCUGAAUUGGAGCCAUCAUCUUCGACACUCAACGAGCUUGUGUUUCUCGUAAGCGUAUCCACCAGAACUACCACGGAGAGACACCGCAAGGUGAGGCAAUUUCACAGGUUGGUUGUCCGCACAGUUCUCGGACCAAUAAGAAAAGCAAUAUAUCAGUGCAACUUACGGGUUCUAUUUGUGUUCCUAUGGCUGUCGUUUCCAUCAAGUGAACUUGUUUUCAUGAAAUUAAAUACAUUCCACCGAGGUUCCUCGUCUUGGUCUUCGUAAUCUUCGUCUUCUUCCACAGGCUCUGUUGCCCCGUUCUUGAUCAUGACGCGAUAUGAAAUGUAUUCCCAAUCUGACAAAAAGAGAGUUAUGGAAUUGAAUGCACCCGAAGUCAUGUAUCCAAUCACAACCGAAGCUGCCAGAGACGGCAAUUCCCAACCUAACCGAUAGGUCGAAAGAGCAGCGCAUGGAAUUGUUAUCAGCAAGCUACCAAUGCAACCAUGAAAGGUUGCAACGGAAUAUCUUCCCUGGGCACCCACCAAUGUCCAGGCGAGCGAUCCUAUGGUCAAAGUUAGGUUCCCUAUCGCACAGUAAGGCAAGACAUUCGCAACCAAACCAUGGAGUUCACCAUCGUCAGUGAACCACGAAGGAAUAUAGGGGAGCCCAACCAAGAAUAAGAUACUCAUGAUAGAAGCGAAAGCAUUUCCUAGAAAUAAACAUUUGUAGGCACU
Messenger RNA from Pseudo-nitzschia multistriata, 3569 nucleotides. Lineage: Eukaryota; Bacillariophyta; Bacillariophyceae; Bacillariales; Bacillariaceae. The record is from the annotation of a GenBank genome assembly.